CCAGGCCAUAUUUCCCGUUAUAACAGUCUCACUUGCAGCAGAGAUUUGGUGGAAGAUGAUAAUUUACUUGGUUAUAAACGUCCUUUAGAAAAAGAUGAUCUAUACGUUUUGAAUGACAAAAGAACUGCUAAAAUUGUAACAGAUAACUUUGAAGUCGAAUGGCAAAAAGAAACUCAACAAAUUGCGAUGGGAAAAAAACCAUCUUUAUUAAAGGCUCUAUACAGGGUUUUGUGGGCUAAAUUUUGCUUGGCAGGCGCAUACUUCGCCAACUUUAAUAAUGGUGUACAACCACCUACAUAUGUUGGCUACGUAUUAAUUGUUGUCUUUUUCUUAGUGCAAAUGGGUGAAGUAAUUACAAUCAACUUUUACUUUUAUUGUGGAAUGGAAACCGGUAUUCUCUCUCGCACUAUUCUCAUAACUGCUAUCUAUCGAAAAGCGUUAAUUUUAAGUGGAAAAGCUAGGUGCUUAUUUACUAGUGGAAAGAUCACUAAUCUAAUGUCCACUGAUACUACGCAUAUAGACGAUUUAUGCGCUUAUUUUCACUAUCUUUGGUCUGCCCCUUUUCAAAUUUGUAUGGCAUUGGGUUUGUUAAUAUAUAAUAUUGGUCUAUCUGCACUAGCUGGCUUUGCUUUAUUAGUUAUGGUGGGUUUUAUACAAGGAAAUGUUGUGCCGUUAUUGACACGUAUUAGAGCUAAAGCUUCUGGUGUUACUGAUGAACGAGUAAAAUUAACUCAAGAGAUUUUACUAGGAAUUAGAGUUAUUAAAUAUUAUGCUUGGGAAGAUAGUUUUGCAGCUGCCCUUAAUAAAUUAAGAAAUAAAGAAAUUGGUUUUAUUAGGUCUUUACUAGUUAUUAGAUCUAUUAUUAUUGGUGCUUCAAUGGUUGCCCCCGUAUUUGCUAGUGCCCUAUCAUUUAUAACAUUCUCAUUAACAGGAGCUGAUGAAUUAUCUGUUUUACCGGAAAUCAAUCCGAAUGAACAAUAUGCUAUUAAAGUUACUGAUGGUGAAUUUAUUUGGGAAAGUUCUCCACUAGAAGAAAUUAUCGAUAAGUCGAAAAAAAGAAAAGAAAAUAAGUCAAAAAAUUAUAAUAAAACUGAUAAAAAUGAAAAUGUUUCUUCAAUUAUUGUUGAUUAUGAAAAGGCUCCAGCUUCGGUUGAUGAUGUUUUUGACGACUCUGCAGCUCUGAUUCCUGCCGAAAAGGUUGAAAAUUCCCAUCAACUUUCUCCAAAAUCUCAUCUUCAUAAUAUUAAUAUUUCAAUACCUCGUGGAAAGUUAAUUGCCAUUGUUGGUUCCGUAGGGUCUGGUAAAUCUUCACUAUUGUCUGCUCUGGUUGGUGAAAUGAAAAGAAUUAAAGGGGAGGUUAUAUUUGGUGGAAAUGUUGGGUAUUGUCCUCAAACUGCGUGGAUUCAAAAUGCUACAAUCAGGGACAAUAUUACUUUUGGAUUACCUUUUGAUGAAGAGAAAUAUCAACGAGUGAUUAAAGAUUGUUGUCUAAAACCAGAUUUAAAUUUAUUACCUGCUGGUGAUUUGACUGAAAUUGGGGAAAAAGGAAUUAAUUUAUCUGGGGGACAAAAACAACGUGUCAACAUCGCAAGAGCGGUAUAUUAUGACGCUGAUAUUGUGUUAUUUGAUGAUCCAUUAUCAGCAGUUGACGCGCAUUCGACUACAUACUAUGGAUGGAAGAUCGCUGAGCAAGGAACUUAUAAGGAAUUAAUGAAAAAUGGGCAAACUUUUUCGAAAUUUAUUGCUGAGUAUGGUGAAGCCGAAAAUGCUGAUGAAAUAAAAAAAGACGAGGAAUUAACAUUGAACGAAAAAGAAAGUAAAAAAGUUCGGACAACAGUAUUGCUUAAAGGAUUAAUGUCAACGGAAGAACAAUACAGAGGGGCAGUGAAUAAUGAGAUUUAUUUGGCAUAUAUUAGGAAUGCAGGCCUUGAUUCAGUAUUAAAAUCUUCGCUAUAUGCUCAUUUUUCCGAAACACUUUUGGGACUUCCGACUAUUCGCGCUUAUCGUGAACAAGGAAGAUUUUUGAGAAAUAACGAAGCGUUCUUAGAUAUCGAAAAUAGAGCCUACUUUCUCAUUAUGUGUGUCCAACGAUGGCUUUCAAUUCGUAUUGGAAUUAUCACAAAUAUCUUAAUAUUUUUUGCAAGUUUGUUUGCAAUAAUUUUUAGAUUUAAUAUUGUCCCUUCAAUUACUGGAUUAGCAUUGGCUUAUGCACUUCAAGUUACUUUAAAUUUUAUUUUGUGUGUUAAACAAUUUACCGAAUUGGAAACAUAUAUGAACUCAGUAGAACGUUUAAUUCAUUAUAGCGACAAAUUAGAAGUAGAAGCCGAGAAUAUAAUACCGGACAACAGAUCACCACCUGGAUGGCCAGCUCGUGGAGAAAUUCAUAUCAAAAAUUUAGAAAUUAAGUAUGGACCUGAUAGCCCUCUAGUUUUGAAAGGCAUCUCAGUUGAUAUUAUGGCUGCUGAAAAGAUUGGAAUUGUUGGUCGAACUGGACGCGGAAAAUCAACGUUGGCAAUGUCAUUCUUUAGAAUUAUUGAACCAACUUCUGGUAGUAUUUUAAUUGACGAUGUCGAUAUCAGUACUAUUGGAUUAAGAGAUCUUAGAAGUAAUAUUACUAUAAUACCUCAGGAUCCAGUACUAUUUAAUGGUACUAUAAGAAGUAACUUGGAUCCAUUCAACGGGCAUAGCGAUCCCGAGUUAUGGGACGCACUUCAUCGUGUACACUUAACUAAAAUUUCCAGCCUUACUCAUGAAAAACAAUCGAAAGUUAUCCUUUCUAUUUCGGACCAAAAAAAUAACAAACAAGAACCAAUAAUGCUUGACUCGCCUGUCAAAGAAAACGGAUCAAAAUUUUCCCAAGGUCAGCAACAACUGAUUGCAAUGGCCAGAGCAUUAAUUCGUCAUUCCAAAUUGAUAAUAAUGGAUGAAGCUACUGCGAGUAUAGAUUUCAAAACUGAUCAUUUAAUACAGGCUACAAUUAGAGAAGAGUUCAAGAAUAGUACUGUCAUUACUAUUGCACAUAGGUUGCGAACCGUCAUAGACUAUGAUCGAAUACUGGUUAUGGAUGCUGGAAAUAUAGUUGAAUUCGAUAUUCCAUACUUACUAAUGCAAAAAUCUGAUGGAUUAUUUAGAGGAAUGUGUGAGAGAAGUGGUGAGUUUGCGGAAUUAAUUGAAAUUGCUAAGCAGAAAUAUGAGA
Racocetra persica is the source of this 3196-nucleotide messenger RNA. The record is from the annotation of a GenBank genome assembly. Lineage: Eukaryota; Fungi; Glomeromycota; Glomeromycetes; Diversisporales; Gigasporaceae.